Molecule: messenger RNA, 1521 nt
Organism: Exophiala xenobiotica
Lineage: Eukaryota; Fungi; Ascomycota; Eurotiomycetes; Chaetothyriales; Herpotrichiellaceae
Exons: 4
Coding region: 1-1521 (506 amino acids)
Biological process (GO): transmembrane transport
Cellular component (GO): membrane
Molecular function (GO): transmembrane transporter activity
Source: RefSeq, a predicted model, not a curated record
AUGGCAGGCAUUACCACUCUCCCAGAACCCAUCACUAUGUCGAAGGAGAUAGAGUUGGAUACUAAGGGCAUCCAUGUCGAGAAGUUGCCCGAGCAUGAGAAUCUGGUGGCACGCAUGAAUGCGCUCGAUCCUCCUGUCACCCCUGAAGAGGAAGCGCGCGUGAGACGGAAGAUCGAUCUUCGCCUUCCUCCCUUUCUUCUGGUGCUCUACAUGUUUACAUGGCUGGAUCGUGGUGCCCUGGGAAAUGCCGCGUUGAUGGAUAUCAAGACAGAUAUAAACCUGUCUGGCCCGCAAUUCAGCCUCGCUGUGAGCAUGUUCUUCGUCGGUACAUGCGUUGCCGACCUGUUCACCAAUAUCGGCAUGCGAUAUAUUAGGCCAAGUCUCUAUCUCGCUGGCGCAAUGGUCGUCUGGGGCGCCGUGGCCUCACUGCAGGCUGUCGCAGGAGGGGCGGCAGGAAUGUACGCUAUCAGAUUCUUCCUGGGUGUGUUCGAAGCUGCGUUCAUCUCUGGGGCACCCUACCUGACUACCGUUCUUUAUCCACGAGCUGAAUGGGGCAAACGCAUCUGCGUCUACCUGGCCGCAACUCCACUUGCCGGCGCCUUUGGCGGCUGGAUAGCAUACGGCAUUGCGCACAUCAGCAACCCUGGCAUCCACAAUUGGCAAGUCCUUUUCAUCCUUGAAGGCCUUCUGACGGUCGCUUUCGGCAUUGCUUGUAUCUGGGUUCUGCCCGACCGCCCACACAACACCCGCUGGCUCACACCCAGAGAACGAGAUGUUGCCGACUGGCGUAUGAUGCGCGAUGGGAAUCGAACGCACGGUAAGAUCCAUUGGGCCGUCGUCUUCACACAAUUGCAGGACUGGCGUCUCUGGUUGAACAUUGCUAUCUAUAUGUCCCAAGUAAUCUCAACCUACACAAUCGCAACCUUCACCCCUAUAAUCGUCAAGACAAUGGGCUUCACCAACGUCAAAGCCCAAUUGAUGACCGCUCCACCCUACGUCGUCGCUUUCGUCAUGGUCUUUGUGGUCGGAUACCUGUCCGACCGUUUCCGCUCCUGUUCAGGCAUCAUGGUCAUCAACUCCGUCGUUGCGGCGAUAGGCAAUCUCAUGCUCGUCCUCGUCCCCGCGCAUCACAACAACGUACGUUAUGGCGCAACGUUCCUGACCAUCUCCGGCAUUCUGUCCGGUGUGACUUUGUCCGUGGGCAAUAUUACGGGCAAUUGUUGCGGUGAUAUCAAGAAGGCUAUUGCGACGGGACUGUUCCAAGCGUUCGGCUCCACCAUGGGCGUUGCGACUGGCUAUCUGUUCCCACAGAAGGACGGACCGUCGUACCAGACCGGGUUUUGGACGUUGUUUGCGUGUACGUGUUUCACGGGCGUUGGGUCCGCGGUGGUCACGGUGCUCAACGUGCGUGAGAACAGGAGAAGGGAUGCUGCGACGGGGAAGCCGCCGACUGAUCGAGUCAUCAAUUUUGAUGAGGACGGCAUGAUGGAGAGACAUCCGCAUUGGAGGUAUUAUAGAUGA